UUUUUUUUUUUUAAAUAACCAACCAUUGUUGCCACACCCCUUUUCGUUUGACUUCAAUGACCACAGAAGAGAUUAAACUAGUGAUUCAAUCCUUACAGGAUCAAAUAAAGUAUGGUCAAGAGCAAAAUAUUGAGCUGCGGGAUGAUAUGGAUAAUCAAAGCAAACAACAAAAAGCACUCUCCAACGACAAUGAUUACCUGAGACAGAAAAUCACGGCAGUGCAAUUGGAAAACUCCAAUUACAGCCAUACACAAGCUCGCUUGGAAACACAAUUAUACGCUCAGGAACAGGACCUUUUGAAGUUCAGAAAACAAGUACAACAGCUCUCAAAAGCGAAAAAGGAUGCUGAAAAAAAGCUGAUUGCAGAGUCUGAGGAAUAUGAAAAUGAUAAAUCUCAUUGGCAACAGAGAGAAGCCGACCUUUACAAUCAAAUACGCUCACUCAGUGUUACGAAUGAACCACGUACGCCACGCACACCAAGAAGACGUAGUGUUACUGCCUCCACACUCGGUAUCAUGAGCCCAUUUACAAGCGGACUAGGCGAUAUUGGCGAAUUACAACCACAAGAAUCACAACACGAAGAAGAUGAUAUGCUAUUAAAGACCCCUAAAUUAGCUGUCAUUGAUUCUUCCUAUGCCCGUGAAGCUAAAAUCGCACAAAGAACUAUUAAAGCACAAGACAAGAUGAUCCUCGAUCUCAAGAACGAACUAGAGAAACAAAAGGCUGUACUGGCCGAUCGUCAAUCCGAAGCACAGCUCGUCUCACUAAAGCUCGUUCACCUUGAGCAUGAAAUCACAAACGUCAAGCAGUUGAAUCAAUCCUUAAUGGAAGACAAUGAAAGUUAUCAAAUAUUAUUGCAUGAAAAGACAAUUAACGGUGAAUUCAUGAUGAACCCCAUCAUGCAGGUGGAGGAGGCUCCUACUAAAGAACCCACAACCUCUUCCUCUGGUUUGAAUCUAGCUGCUGAGCUGGCUUCUUCUAUACCAGAUUGGAAUAAUCGCAAAGAGGCAGAGUCAGACCAAGCUAUCCAGAAAUUGACGGAUGAGGUAAAGAUGCUUCAAGACACCAAUCGUGCGCUCCAGCUUUACAUGAACAAGAUUUUGAUGAAGAUUAUCAAUAACAAACAAUUGGAAGAUGUACUUAGUAUUGAUCAACCAUCUAAACCCAAACCUCCAGUGAUUUCACCUUCUUUACAGCCUGCACCCACACCCACCAAGACAGUUUCGACCACCACAACGAAUACACCUAGCAACAAUAAUACAACAGCAGCAACAGCCAAUCGACAACGUCGUCGUACGAUUUCUUAUUGGGGAUCCAAAGUGCCCCCACCACCACCUACCAAGACCAAUUCGGAAAUGGAUGUGAAUGAUACAGAAGAAAGUCGACGUCGUCAUUCAUCUAUUCUAAGUCCACCUCAACCUGAGCGGUCUGUCUCUACCAGCACUACAGGAGCCAAUGGUGGUUGGGCUAAAGCAUUACGCAGAAUGAGUGUGAUUGGUUGGUCUUCUGUCAAGGAAGAAAACCCACCCGUUCCUGUCAUUCAUAAUGAUAGUGCUGUGGGUUCUCUGAGUGAAGAAGAAGAAAUCUCUAGGAAAUCAUCAGGCUCUUCUACACCUUCGAUUCGUCGUAGUAAUGAAUUAGGAACACUAGCAGAAGAAGAAUGAUUUCUUUUUUUUUUUUUGAAUGAUUUUUUUUUUCCUUAUAUAUAUGACCCUCUUU
This is a messenger RNA of Mucor mucedo, 1719 nucleotides long. RefSeq lists its product as uncharacterized. Lineage: Eukaryota; Fungi; Mucoromycota; Mucoromycetes; Mucorales; Mucoraceae. The record is from RefSeq and is a predicted model, not a curated record. The transcript has 6 exons. Bases 57 to 1664 code for a protein of 535 amino acids.